Vicia faba (fava bean) is the source of this 576-nucleotide messenger RNA. Lineage: Eukaryota; Viridiplantae; Streptophyta; Magnoliopsida; Fabales; Fabaceae. The record is from the annotation of a GenBank genome assembly.
AUGAGUAGACUUGAUAGGUUUUUGGUAGGAGGUAGAUUUACUUGGUACAAAGGCAAUGACAAGGCUAUGAGUAGACUUGAUAGGUUUUUGGUAUCAAGGAAGUUGAUUGAAGAGUGGAGAGUGGUUGAUCAAAGGGUGGAGUUUAGAGAUAUCUCGGAUUAUUCUCCAAUUCGGCUCAAUAUCGAGAAGAUUGAUUGGGGUCCUAAGCCUUUUAGGUUUAAAAAUGCUUGGUAUAAACAUGAAGAGUGGGCAAAGUUGAAGGUGGAGGGUAGAGGAGACUUUAUUUUGUAUGAGAAGCUUAAAAGUUUGAAACAUCGGCUUAAAGAAUGGAAUUGUGAUGUCUUUGGAUGGAUCAAUUUAAAGGUGAGUGAGGAGGUGGGAAAUCUUAAUAAGUUGGAUAAGUUAUUGGUGGAAAAUCAUGGAGGUAACGUUGAUCCCUUAGUUAAUAAUAGAAGGGAAGUCACUAAAGAGUUGUGGAAUUGGUUAAAUGUGAAAGAAAGUAUGUUAAGGUUGAAAUUUAUACAACUUUGGUUGAAAGAUGGAGACAAGAAUACUCGUUUUUCCAUAAUUUUCUAA